CGGAGAAAUUGCCUCAUUUCCUCCGGUAGACGCCGAAUCGUUCAGUCUGCGUGUGUGUAUGUACGGCGAUUGGACUCGUUUGCGAUGCUGUCGAACACGCUGAGUAUGGCAGUGGACGAGGAGCUAUUCGACAUGAUGCAGUCAACAAUUGCCGACGGAAACAGCUCGAGCGGUGCCCCUUUGUUUAGUCAGGCUCGCGACAGGUCAUUCUCUUUAAAGGAUAUCGAAAUGCUGAAGCACAGUUCUACUGUGUCUCACAUCACGCCGGUGCAAUUGACGACUGUGAGACGAGAGCAGAACAGGCCGAACACAGCGAUCAUGAGUCGCACACAGCUGAAACAGAGACUUCAGAAAGAGAUCACAGAACUGGAAGAGAGGCGAGAACAGUCUCCAGCGGCGGACCUAGAAGGGGGCGUAGGCUCGAGACUAGGGACUCGACCUGUUGUGUUGGGACGAGGCACUACAGUUGUAGGCGUACCAGUUUCUGUAUUCCAGGUGCAAACUCGACUGCAGAAUCCAACUCCAUAUUACGUCAAACAGCAACAGCAGCGACAAAUUAAGAGUUAUUUGAACGAGUCUGGUGGAGUACAAUUGCCUGAAGGUCCUGGGAAGUUGCCUGACAUGAGUGGUCAGUCAUCCCCUCAAAGAUCACCGAGAGAUUUUGAUGAGCAGAGCUCCGAAGCAAGUAAAUCAGAAGUCGAAAAUUUACUAGAUGGAAUCAUUAGCAUGGAGGAUGACAUUGGUAGUCAACACUCGAGCAGAAUAAAUUCAACUGCCACAACACCAGCAUCGGCGACACUGCCAGCUGAAAGUGUUUUUCAAGUUUUUACUCAAGAAAUGACAAGACAUGGAGACUCGAUGUUGUACUCACCAGACACAGCAAUUAAGCAAGAACCAACGGACAGCUUAGAUGAUAGUGAAGUUGUCAAAAUAAUCAAAGAUCGGCAAAAGAAGGACAAUCACAAUAUGAUUGAACGACGGAGGCGGUUUAAUAUUAAUGACAGAAUAAAAGAGCUGGGACAAAUGCUGCCAAAAUCAGAAAUUGAUGUGAAACAAAACAAGGGAAACAUUUUGCGGGCAACCGUUUCGUAUGUCCGGAAGUUACAGAGGAAUCAGAGAGACUCGAGAGAGAUUGAAAUGAGACAGAAGCAGUUGGAGGAAACAAAUCGGAGACUUCAAAUUCGAAUACAGGAGCUGGAGAUGCAAGCAGAAGUUCAUGGUUUUCCUACACGGUCCUUGAACCGUGCCACUAAACAACUUGCCGAACUUGGAAUAGAAGGCAUCGCCUCUCGUCUUGGCACGUCGGUUGGAUCGGUACCAAUUAUACAGACGGAUCCCUUAGUGACAAUGAGUAACUCGUCAACCGAUGCGAGAGCGGCAGCAAUGCUGACUGAUCUAGUGUUGUCUGAUCCACCAGCUGGAAUUCCUAUUCCUCAUCAAUUGAAGAUGGAGGGUGCAGAUGACUUAUCGGAUCAUACUCCUCUUGUUGGUGAUCCAACAUUGGGUCAGCUUGAUUCGACCGACAUGCUGACAGAGGACAUUCUAGUUCAGUCUCAACAUCAACAUUUUCAGCAAAAUGUGUCUUCAGCACAACAUAGUGAAGUGAGCUCGUUGGCAAGCCUUGAUGAUUUGGGAGUUGUCGUCCACUCUUCUGGACCUUUUUUAUGCACAGCACAGUCGUCAGAAUUUGACAAUGACCCAAUUAUUUCUUCAUUGCUUGGAGGCCAACAGUGAAUUUCGUUUUCGCGCGUAUGUUUAUUAGUGUUGUUUCAAAGUCGCUGUGCUGUAUGUUUUUACAGCUGGAUUAUGUAGGUAGAGCUUAAGGGUGUGUAAGUAGCAAUAGUAUUGAUUACAAUAGUCAGUUGUGUGUGUA
Messenger RNA from Corticium candelabrum, 1873 nucleotides. Its product is annotated as transcription factor EB-like. Gene Ontology annotation, molecular function: DNA-binding transcription factor activity, RNA polymerase II-specific; RNA polymerase II cis-regulatory region sequence-specific DNA binding; protein dimerization activity. The record is from RefSeq and is a predicted model, not a curated record. Gene Ontology annotation, cellular component: nucleus. The coding region runs from base 85 to 1734 and encodes 549 amino acids. NCBI's taxonomy places the organism in Eukaryota, Metazoa, Porifera, Homoscleromorpha, Homosclerophorida, Plakinidae. Gene Ontology annotation, biological process: regulation of transcription by RNA polymerase II. The transcript has 10 exons.